GGAAACUGUUAUAUGAACAAUGCAUGAGAAGACUCUUGAAUACUUUUGAAAAGACUGCACCAGGCCAGUCUGUUCAAAAUGCAUGUUUGAGGAGCACAACGGGCACCGGCUCUCUCAGAUGACUGAUAUUGUCGCUGUUAUGGCUAAGGAAUUAAGGAAACUCAAGGAUUACCUCACCGCUGCGACUAUAUAGUCAACAAUAAUAACUUGAAUAUCGUAGAAAAGCUCAACUUUCAUCUCAAAGAAAUGAGACAGACCCAAUUCGAGAACGUUGAUAAAGGGUUCCAGGAGAUUAUUGAUGAACUCCUAAAGAAAUAAACACCAGCUUGUAGCGAAAUUUACUGAGAGUUUCGAUAAGGAAUUCACUCGCAAGAAGGAGAUAUUCCAACCCUUCUACAACAAGAAAAGCAAGAUCGACAGGAUCGAGAGAGCCUACUAUGAGUUCACGGAGUUACUCCAGGAACGAAAUGAGGCUGAAAUUUUAAUCAAAUUUGUCACAAUACAGAAGUUUUGAAAUGAGUCUAAAAUUGUUCUGAAUGACAUUAAAAAGGAAAUUGGCGUUAAUAGACGCUUGUUUUACAUUGACCCUAAUUUGAAACCUCUCAAGAUUAAUACCGAGAAAGUUCUAAAGCUGAUUAGUCAUUUUAAGGUAGACUGCAAGCGAAAAGAGAGUCCUUCAAAAAGUCCAGAGAAGCUCAUAAAUAAUAGUAUGGAUCCUCUUACAAAAACUUUUAACAAGAAUGGGAACAAACUGAGGGAAUCGGCCCAUAAAUAAACUACCUCCUCUCGAGAUCUUCCAGGAUAGGACAUUGCCUGUGCAGAAAGACAAGUUAAGGAGUAGGCAAGAGUCUACUCUUAUUCCUAAGGGUAAGAAGAAGGUAUCUCAAGUCAAGUCAUUUGCCACGAUUAAGAGGACCAAGGAAACAAAGUUGCAUCAAUAUGACAGCAAGAACACUUUGGCCCUAGUGCCUGAUAAUAAGAUGAUUCCUAGUACGACUAAUGAUAAUCAGAGGAAAAACCGAAUGAAGAAGUUGCUACAAAAGCAAGUAACUCGGAAUCUUGCAAGUAUACCCCAUCUUGGAUCGAGAACUGGCUUGAAAAGUGUCAGUAAGGAAGCUCCAGCAGAAAAAACUGAAGCUGAGAAGCCAUUACAACUGGGGGUUUCCUCUAUUGAUUCAAAAUUAAAGCAGAAGGUUGACAAAACUGAUUCUAAAAUAUUUGAGAAUCUCAAACAUGCCAUCCCGGAGAAUUCUUAUUCGUUCCAGUCAAACUCUUCAGAGGAGAUGAGGGACCCUAAGAGAUUGCAUGAAAUUCAGGAAAUCCCCAAACCGAUUGAAAAUGGGGCAGAUUUUCAUGGUAGUUUUAAUACAUCUCAGUUGAUCACGAAGAAACGGGAUGAGAUAGACGACAUCCAGGAAUUGGUACGAGGCCAGACAGGCCUGAGCAAAGAUCUCCUCACUAAGGAAAAUGGGUCACUGGCAUAUUUCAAAACUCCUGAGAUCCUCUGAUUUGGCCAAAACCAAUUCACCCUGAGCUAUAACGUAGCUGAGGAUAAAUGGUUCAGGAAGGAAUAUAACCACGAGAAAUCUGAAUUCAUUGGGAAUCUGAAAUACCUCUCAGUAUGUCAGUUAGAUAAACCUAACUGCUUCCUUGCCACUGGAGGAUGCUCGACAGUCACUAACGAAGCUACAGAUAGCUGCUUUUAUGUGGAAUUUCCUCAUACAUACACAACAACUCAGAAGAUUGUAGGGCACUUUCGCGAAGCUCUGAUCCAACGCAGGUAUGGGCAUUGCUCGAUAUACCUAAACGGUUACGUCCUUGUAAUUGGAGGCUUCAUGAUGAGUGACAAUAUUGGUACGACACCUAUCACUCUGACUUCUUGCGAGAAAUACCACCCUGUCGAAAACAUAUGGACAGAGGCAGCAGAGCUGCAGACAGCCAGAGCUUACCCUGGCUUCUGCAAGUACGGCCACUUCGUGUAUAUCUUUGGAGGAUUUGAGAAUUUCUCGCUACUUGAUUCCUUUGAGAGGUACGAUGCACUUGUAGAUUUAUGGGAAGAAAUAACACUAAAACUUCCAUUUCGGGUUGCAAAGAUGGGAGUCGGCGUCUUAGAAGAAAACCGAAGUAUUCUGAUAUGUGGAGGCCUUUAUAGCGAUGAAGACGAUAAUUUCUCUUAUAUUAACAAUGUUUAUAAGCUGGACUUGAAGACUGAGAGAUGGACGAAGUUAGCAAGUAUGGGUGUUAGCCGGAUACUUUAUCCAUGACUACAAAGAGUGAAAGAUAAAAUUUAUGUACUUGGUGGAUCUUUUAAUGGAGAAUGAGAAUAUUUUGAUGUUAAUGACCAAAAAUGGUAUCAAAUUUCUUCGUACUCUAACAUACUUCCUGAUGAUGACCUGCAGUCAUUUGCGUUUAUAAAACUAGACAAUUAAAUCUUUCAAUACUUAA
Molecule: messenger RNA, 2445 nt
Organism: Moneuplotes crassus
Lineage: Eukaryota; Ciliophora; Spirotrichea; Euplotida; Euplotidae
Source: the annotation of a GenBank genome assembly